Cyprinodon variegatus (sheepshead minnow) is the source of this 2320-nucleotide messenger RNA. It is a transcript of the gene slc25a28, whose product is annotated as solute carrier family 25 (mitochondrial iron transporter), member 28. The transcript has 4 exons. The record is from RefSeq and is a predicted model, not a curated record. Gene Ontology annotation, biological process: iron import into the mitochondrion. Gene Ontology annotation, cellular component: mitochondrial membrane. Bases 147 to 1328 code for a protein of 393 amino acids. Lineage: Eukaryota; Metazoa; Chordata; Actinopteri; Cyprinodontiformes; Cyprinodontidae. Gene Ontology annotation, molecular function: ferrous iron transmembrane transporter activity.
CCCCGCUGAGCUGUUUGGGAACAGGCUGUAGAGGCGGGGACUAGAGAGUUGUAGUAGGAAGGGAGCUGCGAAGGAACCCCAAGGGAAUGUGAAAGUCAAGGCCUGAAAUUCCCCACAAUAAGACUUCUCAUACGGCCUGGUUUCUCAUGGAAGCAGAUGGAUUUGUAAGGAAACGUCGGAUGACAGCGGAGAACGCGGGCAGCGAUGCCGGGGUUGCAGGAGCCUCUGCAGGGGCAGAAGUUCGAUGGUUCGGGGGCAGAUUUUGGGGAGUUUCUGAAAGUAUUGUGAACAGCUUAACGCCCCGCAUCGGAGGGGAAUCGCAGCUACAAAGCGUGGAUGCAGUCUGUGCAGCUCAAGACACUCUAACGGAGGACUCUGAACCUGACUAUGAAGGUCUGCCACAGGGAGCUUCUACUAGCACCCACAUGUUGGCUGGAGCCGUUGCUGGUAUCAUGGAGCACUGCGUUAUGUUUCCCGUCGACUGUGUGAAGACAAGAAUGCAGAGUCUCCAGCCUGACCCCGCUGCCCGCUACAAGAAUGUGAUGGACGCGCUUCGCCGGAUUGUAGCCGCUGAGGGUGUCUGGCGACCGCUAAGAGGCCUGAAUGCUACAGCUGUCGGCGCAGGACCCGCACACGCUCUGUAUUUUGCGACCUAUGAGAAACUGAAAAGGACUCUAAGUGAUACCAUUCAUCCAGGCGCUAACAGUCAUUUGGCUAAUGGAGCAGCUGGUUGUGUCGCCACUUUGCUUCACGAUGCAGCCAUGAACCCAGCUGAGGUGGUGAAGCAGCGCAUGCAGAUGUAUAAGUCCCCCUACAGGGGCGUGUUGGACUGUGUUCGCACUGUGUGGCAAAGAGAGGGUCCUGCUGCCUUUUACCGCAGCUACUCCACACAGCUCACCAUGAACGUGCCCUUCCAGGCGCUCCACUUCAUGACCUACGAGCACCUCCAGGAGCAGCUCAACCCCCACAGACUGUACAAUCCGUCAUCCCACAUGCUGUCAGGAGCCUUGGCCGGAGCGAUCGCAGCGGCAGCAACAACGCCACUGGACGUCUGCAAGACCCUCCUCAACACCCAGGAGUUCCACACUCUCCGCUCCUCCGGCCAAAGCCAAGGAGCCCACAUACGCAUCUCAGGCUUGGUCCAUGCCUUCAGGACAGUGUACAGGCUGGGCGGCCUGCAGGGCUUCUUUAGAGGAGUCCAAGCUAGGGUCAUCUAUCAGAUGCCCUCCACAGCCAUUAGCUGGUCGGUGUAUGAGUUCUUUAAAUAUGGACUUACCAAGCACCAGCACAACAAUAUGAAAGUUCAGCAUAUGAAGGCUGAGGUGUAGGUUUCAUGUCAGUUUCAUCACCUCUUAAACAUCUGGCAAGGCUGUGGCCACAUACGCACAUUAAACUAGACUAAACAUGCCUCAGUUGUCCGAACCUUCUCAGACAGGGCAGUUAAGAAAGACACUUGUAGUUUUAAACCCUCUAAACAUUUCAGCAUAGGAAACAACAUUUUCAUGGUAGUAUAUAGCUUCAUCAUUUAAAAGUAACUGCAUUAGAGCAGAAAACACAUGCAUAACCAGCAGGUGGCAGUCACGUCUGGGCUUUGGUGUCAUGAACCUUAAUCUUUCUGCUUCAAUUUCAUUAAAUAAACUAGAUCAAGCUGCAAAAAAAAAAAAAAACCUCAGUUGAAUCUACAAUACAAAUUAUUCAGUUUUUUGGGACAAGCAUCCUAAACCUGAGAAAAAAUCCCUCAAAUUGUUAUAUAAGACUAAGUUAAAAUCAGUUCUUAAUCACUUACCUCAAUCAAUUACUUUCUUGGAGACUAUUAUAGAAUAACCUACAAAUUUAUUGAUCAGUGAAGGAGAUUCCCAGAGCUAUUUUGAACAACAGGAAUCCACUGUUUGAUAUUUCAAGCUACAAAUUAAUCUUUAUUUCACCUAUUUCUUAUGUCAUAGUAAAAAAAAAAAAAACAACUAUGAACAACCUGUUGGAGAAAUACCCUUUAAAGUUCAACCUUAUGUUUGUUUAUUAUGGGUAAUCAUUUGAUUCAAAGCUUAGAUUGAAUGUAUUUUUCCUUUUCCUUACUGCUGUAAUACGUACUGAUUGAUUUACUUUUCUUUCAGUCUGUAAACUACUGAGGUUAAAUGUUUGUUCUCAGCAGCUGUGAGAAAGUUGUGUAUUUACUGCAACCACAAGAUGACCCGAUCACAUAACAUUUCACUUUCAUAACUUGAAGCUGUUAUUCUUACUGGCUGAUGUCUGACUUUUUUUUGACACUGAAUUGCACAGGCUGAAUAAAACCUCAGCAGUGGAGCUCUGCUCAAAGAUCAAC